AAAUUAAAAAAAUAGAGUGGACGGUAUAGGCAGCUUUAGGCCGCCAUGAACCGGCUGCAGGAUGACUACGACCCCUACGCGGUUGAAGAGCCUAGCGACGAGGAGCCAGCUUUGAGCAGCUCUGAAGAUGAAGUGGAUGUGCUUUUACAUGGAACUCCAGACCAAAAACAAAAACUCAUCAGAGAAUGUCUUACUGGAGAAAGUGAGUCAUCUAGUGAAGAUGAAUUUGAAAAAGAAAUGGAAGCUGAAUUGAAUUCUACUAUAAAAACAAUGGAGGACAAAUUAUCUUCUCUAGGAACAGGGUCUUCUUCAGGAAAUAAUAAAGUUGGAAUAGCUCCGGCAAAGUAUUAUGAUGAUAUAUAUUUUGAUUCAGAUUCUGAGGAUGAAGACAAAGCAGCACAGGUGACCAAGAAAAAAAAGAAGAAACGACACAGGAUUCCAACAAAUGAUGAAUUACUAUAUGAUCCUGAAAAAGAUAACAGAGACCAGGCCUGGGUUGAUGCACAGAGAAGGGGUUAUCAUGGUUUUGGGUUACAGAGGCCACGUCAUCAACAGCCUGUUCCAAAUAGUGAUGCUGUUUUGAAUUGCCCAGCUUGCAUGACGACACUGUGCCUUGAUUGCCAAAGGCAUGAAUCCUACAAAACUCAAUAUAGAGCAAUGUUCGUGAUGAAUUGUUCUGUCAACAAAGAGGAGGUUCUAAGAUAUAAAAACUCAGAGAACAGGAAGAAAAGGCGGGGCUAUAAGAAGAUGAAGUCUAACCAUGAAGACUCUGCAGAGCAGGCAGAGACAGAAGUGGAAGAAAUCUAUCACCCAGUCAUGUGUACAGAAUGUUCCACAGAAGUGGCAGUCUACGACAAGGAUGAAGUCUUUCAUUUUUUCAAUGUUUUAGCAAGCCAUUCCUAAACAGCUCAGCUGGCGUGCAUUACCUAAUACUGUAUUUAAGGCAAAUAUGUACAGUUAUUUUCCUGUCUAUCCAUAUCAUUAAUUGAUGUUGAGUUAUUUGAGGAAGCAGUAUUUUAUCUUAUGAAGAAUGGUUAUUAAACUUUAUCUCCUCA
Ictidomys tridecemlineatus (thirteen-lined ground squirrel) is the source of this 1055-nucleotide messenger RNA. RefSeq names its product E2F-associated phosphoprotein-like. Gene Ontology annotation, cellular component: nucleus. The record is from RefSeq and is a predicted model, not a curated record. NCBI's taxonomy places the organism in Eukaryota, Metazoa, Chordata, Mammalia, Rodentia, Sciuridae.